AUGGCGCUGUACCAACUGUAUUCUCACCCGGCCGAGCGCGGCUACCGCGCGGGCCUUUGCUCCAAGGCUGCGCUGUUCCUGCUAGUGGCGGCCGUGCUCACCUACAUCCCGCCGCUGCUGGUGGCCUUCCGGAGCCACGGAUUUUGGCUGAAGCGGAGCAGCUACGAAGAGCAGCCGACCGUGCGCUUCCAACACCAGGUGCUGCUGGUGGCCCUGCUGGGGCCCGAGCACGGCGGGUUCCUGGCCUGGAGCACGUUCCCUGCCUUCAACCGGCUGCAGGGGGAUCACCUGCGCGUCCCGCUCGUUUCGACUAGAGAAGAAGACAGGAACCAGGAUGGGAAAAUGGAUAUGUUAUAUUUUAAACUGGAGCUUCCCCUGCAGUCCACAGAGCACGUUCUUGGUGUGCAACUCAUCUUGACCUUCUCCUACCAACUACACAGGAUGUCAACAUUCAUGAUGCAGAGCAUGGCCUUUCUUCAGUCCUCCUUUGCCAUUCCAGGGUCACAGUUAUAUGUGAAUGGAGACCUAAGGCUGCAGCAGAAGCAGCCACUGAGUUACAGUGGCUUAGAUGUCCGAUACAACGUGUCUGUGAUCAAUGGGACCAGCCCCUUUGCCUAUGACUACGACCUUACCCACAUUGUUGCUGCCUACCAAGAAAGGAACGUUACCACCGUCCUGAAUGACCCCAACCCCAUCUGGCUGGUGGGCAGGGCUGCUGACGCUCCAUUUGUCAUCAGUGCUGUCAUCCGAUACCCUGUGGAAGUCAUUUCUUACCAACCAGGCUUCUGGGAGAUGAUAAAAUUUGCCUGGGUCCAGUAUGUCAGCAUCCUGCUCAUCUUCCUCUGGGUGUUUGAAAGAAUCAAAAUAUUCGUGUUUCAGAAUCAAGUGGUGACCACAAUCCCUGUAACAGCAAUGCCAGGGGGAGAGAUGUAUAAGGAACACUUAUCCUAAGAAAUGGUUU
Messenger RNA from Castor canadensis (American beaver), 961 nucleotides. The record is from RefSeq and is a predicted model, not a curated record. NCBI's taxonomy places the organism in Eukaryota, Metazoa, Chordata, Mammalia, Rodentia, Castoridae.